AUGCAGUACCUUCGUGGAGAUGCUCUUAUAUGGUGGGAGGGAGUACGAUUGAGUCACUUUGGGCCAGAGAGGCUUACCUUCGCAUACUUCAUCCGAGAGUUCGAUAGGAAAUACUUUCCGAAGGAAGCUAUGGAUAGGAAGAAAUGCGAGUUCGAGCAUGUAAGCCAGGGUGAGAUGUCUAUCAGGGAGUAUGAGGUUGUGUUUAACCAACUUCGCAGAUUUGCUGGAGUGGGCAUUUCCGAGGAAGACUUGAUCAGAAUUUUUUUGAGUGGGAUGCGAGUGGAGAUUCGCAACCGGUGUCGUGUAGUCACUUACCACAGAUUGGGAGAGUUGGUGGAGAAAGCUGCUGAGCAGGAGGCAGGUUUGGCAGAGGAGCAGAAACUUGCUAAAGCAGUUCAUGUUAAGUCUGCAAAAGCUCCAGAGUCCCAUAGCAGAGGAGGAGACCAGUACCAGUCCGGGUUACCGACUUGUCGCCGUUGUCGUCGCCGACAUAGUGGGAAGUGUCCUAGGUGUUUUAUUUGUGGUCAGCUGGGGCAUAUUGCGAAGUAUUGUCAGGUUAAGCCUGUGGAUACGGUUCCAGUCAGACAGAUUGCAGCACCAGCAGCACCAGCAGUGGCACAAGUUUGCUUUGGCUGUAAUCAGCCAGGUCACUUCAUUAGAGAUUGUCCGAGGAGGGGCAAUACGGCACUUCCACCACCACCGAAGCGUCUAGCCAUCGCUCCACGUGUGUUUGCGGUUGGAGAUCCUCAGGGAGCUGAGCCGAUAGCGGGAUCGGUUUCGGUUGGAGGUGAGUCAGCUCAUACGUUAUUCGACACGGGAGCUUCUCAUAGCUUUGUGAGUCCGCGUUUAGUCCAGUCUUGGUCCUUUCGGGGUGCCUUCGAACCGAAGGCUAAGCAGAUUCAGACAGCCGGCACGGAGAGAUUGGGAGCCGUCGGCGUUCAUCACGACGUACCAGUCUUGCUUGGAGGGAUUGAUUUACUCGGAGAUUUGACGGAGAUGGAGCUGAAUUACUACGACGUUAUUCUCGGGAUAGAUUGGUUAUCACGACAUCGAGUAGUACUGAAUUGCCCGAGAGCGAGAGUUCAUAUCCCUAGAGCAUAA
Brassica napus (rape) is the source of this 1101-nucleotide messenger RNA. RefSeq lists its product as uncharacterized. The transcript is spliced from 2 exons. The record is from RefSeq and is a predicted model, not a curated record. Bases 1 to 1101 code for a protein of 366 amino acids. Gene Ontology annotation, molecular function: nucleic acid binding; zinc ion binding. Lineage: Eukaryota; Viridiplantae; Streptophyta; Magnoliopsida; Brassicales; Brassicaceae.